GUGUGGUGUGUGGUGUGUGGUGUGUGGUGUGUGGGGUGUGGGGUGUGGUGUGUGGUGUGUGUGGCCAGGACUCAGGAGGGGGCGUUUGGGUAGGGUAGGUUUGACUUGAAUCUUCUCUUGAAGGGGUGGGGAAAGGAAAGGAAAGGAGGUGUAUGAAUGUAGAGUACUCUACUCUAUGUAUGAUAUGCAUGGACGUGUGUUGCGUGCGUGUGUGGGAUGUGUGAACGAACGAACGAGUUCGGGCGGGUGCGACAGUUGCAGUUGCAGAGAAAGGGACUCACUCCCUCCCGUUAGCAUGGUGUCUGUUUGGUGUCUUGUUUCUGUUUGGUUCACCGUUCCGGUCACGACGACGACGACCCUGACGUUCUAUCUCUCUCUCUCGAUCGUGACAAUUAUUGCUUGCGGAAUUUGGGGGCGGGCGCGCGAGUGAGUGAGCGGUUGCUUCAGGAUAUGAUCUAUGUAAUUCCCCACUCCCGUACAGGUCUGAGGAGUACUCUACCGUACUAGGUAUAGUUGCUCCUAUUAGAGGGUGGUUUCGGUUGUUCGUGGGAUGUUCGCCGUGCACACUGGACGGUGCUGGUGCUGGGUUCGACGGCCAUAGCCCCGAGCGGUGAGUGCGAUGGGCUGUGUUGACUCUUGAGGAUACUCUGCUAGUAUCUUCAUCGAUAUGUAGAGGGAUAGGUGAGUGCUACUACGACUACUACGAC
Messenger RNA from Tricharina praecox, 707 nucleotides. RefSeq lists its product as uncharacterized. NCBI's taxonomy places the organism in Eukaryota, Fungi, Ascomycota, Pezizomycetes, Pezizales, Pyronemataceae. The transcript has 2 exons. The coding region runs from base 176 to 430 and encodes 84 amino acids. The record is from RefSeq and is a predicted model, not a curated record.